UUGGCUGUUCCCGUUAUCUGUUGUCAGAAUUCAAGUGGACGUGAAGUCAAGUCGCAAUUUCUGCCGCGUUUCAAAUACAAUUGAUUACGGCACCGAUAUGAUUCCACUGUACGUUGACUCCAAUGUGAGGGCAGGCGAUGGCGGAGAGCCUGACGGCGUCCAGAAAGAGUAGUCAGAUUGAUCUCUGAGGAACGUGAUUUUCUGCUCUCCUUAGAGACGUCUAGAUCUCCCCGUUGCGUUAUCGUUACAAUAACAACACGCGUAUUCAUUUGAAAUCCAUACUUUUUUGGCUAAGCUGUGAAUGGGGAAUUAUGUUAUUGUUAUAAAUGCAACACGUUGUUGGCAAGCAGGACUGCAGAGCGUCAAGCCCUUUAGUUAGCUACCAUUUUCCAUGGGAUGACGUCCGCCUCUUCCUCAUGCUCCAUCGCUCACCGUCUGCCUGGCCUCUUCGCUGGACUUCCUGUGUGCCGGGGGCGAAACGGCUGAUCCCUCACGCGAACCCCGGGAAACCAUGCGCAGGUUCGCCUACUGCAAGGUGGUGCUGACCACCUCGCUGGUGUGGGUGCUGCUGGACGUCUUCCUGCUGCUCUACUUCAGCGAGUGCAACAAGUGUGACGACAGGAAGGACCGCUCGCUGCUCCCAGCCCUGAGAGCGGUCAUAUCGCGGAGCCCAGAGGGCCCUGGGGAGAUGGGGAAGGCCGUGAUCAUUCCGAAGGAGAACCAGGAGAAAAUGAAGGAGCUCUUCAAAAUCAACCAGUUUAACCUGAUGGCCAGCGACAUGAUAGCGCUCAACAGAAGCCUUCCCGACGUGCGACUGGACGGCUGCAAGACGAAGGUGUACCCGGACGACCUGCCCAACACCAGCAUCGUCAUCGUGUUCCACAACGAGGCCUGGAGCACGCUGCUGCGCACCGUGCACAGCGUGAUCAACCGCUCCCCGCGCCACCUGCUGCUGGAGAUCCUGCUGGUGGACGAUGCCAGCGAGAGAGAUUUCCUGAAGGAGAAGCUGGAGACCUACGUGCGGACCCUGGAGGUGCCGGUGCGGAUCCUGAGGAUGGAGCAGCGGUCGGGGCUGAUCCGGGCCAGGCUGCGGGGGGCGGCGGCCACCCGGGGUCAGGUGAUCACCUUCCUGGACGCCCACUGCGAGUGCACGGUGGGCUGGCUGGACCCUCUGCUGGCCAGGAUCAAAGAGGACAGGAAGGCGGUGGUGUGCCCCAUCAUCGAUGUGAUCAGCGACGACACCUUCGAGUACAUGGCAGGCUCGGACAUGACGUACGGAGGCUUCAACUGGAAGCUGAACUUCCGGUGGUACCCCGUGCCUCAGAGGGAGAUGGACAGGCGGAAGGGGGACAGAACUCUUCCUGUCAGAACUCCGACGAUGGCUGGAGGCUUGUUCUCCAUUGACAGAACCUAUUUUGAAGAAAUUGGAACGUACGACCCAGGGAUGGAUAUCUGGGGCGGAGAGAACCUAGAAAUGUCUUUUCGGAUUUGGCAGUGCGGCGGCUCGCUGGAGAUCGUCACAUGCUCCCACGUGGGCCAUGUGUUCCGGAAGGCCACCCCGUACAGUUUUCCCGGGGGCACGGGCCAAGUCAUCAACAAGAACAACAGGCGCCUGGCCGAGGUCUGGAUGGAUGACUUCAAAGACUUCUUCUACAUCAUAUCGCCAGGUGUGGUCAAGGUGGACUACGGAGACGUGUCGUCUCGGAAGGCCCUGCGAGAGGCGCUGCAGUGCAAACCCUUCUCCUGGUACCUGGAGAACAUCUACCCCGACUCGCAGAUCCCCCGGAGAUACUACUCGCUUGGUGAAAUCAGAAAUGUCGAAACCAACCAGUGCGUGGACAACAUGGGGCGGAAGGAGAACGAGAAGGUCGGCUUCUUCAACUGUCACGGAAUGGGCGGGAAUCAGGUGUUUUCCUACACGGCGGAUAAGGAGAUCCGCACGGACGACCUCUGCCUGGACGUGUCUCGGCUCAAUGGUCCCGUGGUCAUGCUGAAGUGCCACCACAUGAAGGGAAACCAGAUGUUCGAGUACGAUGCCGAGCGCCUGACCCUCCUGCACGUCAACAGCAACCAGUGCCUGGACAUGCCGUCGGAGGAGGACAAGAUGGUGCCCACACUGCGGGACUGCACGGGCAGCCGCUCCCAGCAGUGGCUGCUGAGGAACAUGACCGUCAGCGUCUGAGAGGACCCGACCCGGUCCCCCCCCCCCCCGCCAGAGACCGUAGCCCAACCGCCGCCGCAGCCGUUUCGUUUUUAGCAUGCAGCGCCCCGCCUCCUCCACCACCUUCCCCCGCCGGACCGCCGGGGGCCCCGCGGCCGUGUUCCUGUCCUUGGCCGCCUCGUCACGGACGCGGCGCGCCCGCUCUUCAAGGACGGUUGAGUGGUGCCACCACAGAUGUUCCUCAUAACCAGACGACACCUCUAGCGGCAGCCGCCAAGCCAGGCUCUCUGUGAGAGUUAGCUUCAGGUCUGAAUGGGGGGUGGGGGGGAUUUGGGGGGGUGGUGUUGCGCUCGGGAUGAGUGUUAGCCCAGCAGCGUGCAGAGGGCACCGCAACGGUAUCAUGGGUGCGGGGAUUUUGGCGGACUUCCCCAGCGCGCGCGGCCCCCCCCAUGGGGGAGGUUAGAACAGUGCCGUUCCCCUGGUGUUGGGGGGUGUUUACCCAGGCUAGAGUCUGCGGCAGCAUGAGGUUGUGAGGUCUGAUUUAAUAGCUGUAGGUCUCCAGGGACUCGCCAGGCUUGGCUCUGCACUGAGCACGCUCUGUUGUACAAGUGCAGUAACACUCUGAUGUGGUAGCUUGAGUGAAUUUAGAAUGUUUUUGUGUUUGACCCAUUGAUUAAUCUUUUUUCUUUUCAGAAGGGGGUGUCUUCAGAAGUAAAACAGCAUAUUUUAACUUUGCAUAACAAUAACUAAGUUGUGAUACUGUUCAUGGUGUGUAUACUUGAAAAAGCUAAAAAAAAUCUAUGUACAUACAGAAUGUAUAUUAUCAAUUGCCAGUGCAUACUCGUUGUCAUUACACAUUCUGAUAUAGGACUGUUAUUACAUAUUGACAGUAACUCAUUGGAUUCAUGUUUAUAUACACUGUCAUCACUAUCUGUCAUGUUUGUCACGGAAGCAAACAAUGUGAAAAACAUAUUUGCCUCAGAGAGAACAAGAAGAACAUUAAAAUUGUGAAAUCAAAGGAAUCAAAGGAAACAAUGGCUACUGUUUAGCUGCUUUUUACAUUAGUUUCAUAAGUGUAAUAACACAGAGGAUUCAAAUAUCUGAAUUUAUAACAUGCGUAUUUUUCAAAAGAUUUUUAGUGGCAAAAAUAAUGAUGUGUUUACGUAG
This is a messenger RNA of Megalops cyprinoides (Indo-Pacific tarpon), 3328 nucleotides long. RefSeq names its product UDP-N-acetyl-alpha-D-galactosamine:polypeptide N-acetylgalactosaminyltransferase 13 (gene galnt13). Bases 512 to 2182 code for a protein of 556 amino acids. The record is from RefSeq and is a predicted model, not a curated record. The transcript has 12 exons. NCBI's taxonomy places the organism in Eukaryota, Metazoa, Chordata, Actinopteri, Elopiformes, Megalopidae. Gene Ontology annotation, cellular component: Golgi apparatus.